Talpa occidentalis (Iberian mole) is the source of this 9805-nucleotide messenger RNA. It is a transcript of the gene ZNF81, whose product is annotated as zinc finger protein 81. Gene Ontology annotation, molecular function: RNA polymerase II cis-regulatory region sequence-specific DNA binding; DNA-binding transcription factor activity, RNA polymerase II-specific. Lineage: Eukaryota; Metazoa; Chordata; Mammalia; Eulipotyphla; Talpidae. Gene Ontology annotation, biological process: regulation of transcription by RNA polymerase II. The transcript has 5 exons. Bases 236 to 2218 code for a protein of 660 amino acids. The record is from RefSeq and is a predicted model, not a curated record.
GCGGCUGCUGCUCUCAGCCGCGGCUUAAUAGUUGUCAGGAUCUCAAGGCUCACUGUCAGAGGGAUGUGGAGGUGAUGGGGAUCUGGGGAGGGUUUCUUGGAGCUUCUGUGCAGUCCCUGGCCCAGACCUCAUAGUGAAGACUACAGGAUCUUCCUUCCAAGGACCUCCAGCAUCUCUGGUUGAGCUUCGGACCCCUGGAAAGAGUGGAGCUGUCAGCAAGGGAGCCUGAGGGAACAUGCCGGCAAACCAGAGCACGCCAGGGGACAUGAGGGGAUGUGGCAACUCCUGUGAGGUGUCAGUGUCAUUCGAGGAUGUGACUGUGGCCUUCAGCAGGGAGGAGUGGCAGCAGCUGGACUCCACUCAGAGGUGCCUAUACCGGGAUGUGAUGCUGGAGAACUACAGCCACCUGCUCUCAGUGGGAUAUGAAAUUCCCAAACCAGAGGUGAUCUUCAAGUUGGAGAGAGGAGAGGAGCCAUGGAUGUUGGAGAGGGAAAUCCCACAUCAGAGCUGUUCAGAUGGGAAGUUUGGGAUUAAAACAUCACCUAGAAGAAUUUCUGGAAUAGCUACAUUUCCUAGUGAAAUGGAGGCUGAAAAUACAAGAGAUGACUCCUUGUAUUCUAUUUUGGAAGAACUGUGGCAAGAUGCUAAACAGAUGAAAAAAUAUCAGGAACAACAGAACAAACAUCUGAGUCAUACUUCUUUAAUUAAUAAGAGAAUAUUGAAUACAGAGUGGAAUUAUGAAUAUAAAGACAGUGGAAAAUAUGUUCAUCAAAGCUCAAACCCCAUUCCUUCACAGAAAAGACCCCAUAAACAUAACUCAUUUGGAAAGAGUUUUAAUUUAGACUUACAUAUUCGUAGUAAAAAUGGUGCAGCAGAUAACUUUGAUAAAAUAAUUGGGCAAGGACAAGUUUUCACCCAGAGCUCUUCUUAUGGUAACCAUGAAAAUACAUACACAGGAGUAAAAUUCUGUGAAGGUAACCAGUGUGGAAAAGUUCUCAGCCUCAAACAAGCACUCAGUCACAAUCUGCAAUUUCCUGUUGAGGAAAAAGCAAAUACAUGUGCUGAAUUUGAGAAAAUCUUUACCCAGAAGCCACACCUCUUUGCACCUCAGAGAACUCAUACUAUGGAAAAACCUCAUGAACUUAGCAAAUGUGUAAAUGUUUUUACACAGAAGCCACUACUCAGUAUAUAUCUGAGAGUUCACAGAGAUGAAAAAUUAUAUGUAUGUACUGAAUGUGGAAAGGCAUUUAUCCAGAAUUCAGAAUUAAUUGUGCAUGAGAAAACUCAUACUAGAGAAAAACCCUAUAAGUGCAGUGAAUGUGGCAAAUCAUUUUUCCAAGUGGCAUCUCUGCUUAGGCAUCAGACAACUCAUACAGGAGAGAAACUCUAUGAAUGCAGUGAAUGUGGGAAAGGCUUCUCCCUGAACUCAGCCCUCAACAUCCAUCAGAAAAUCCAUACUGGAGAGAGACACCACAAAUGCAAUGAGUGUGGGAAAGCCUUUACCCAAAAAUCAACACUUAGGAUGCAUCAGAGAAUUCAUACGGGAGAGAGAGCCUACAUAUGUACUGAGUGUGGGCAGGCCUUCAUACAGAAGGCACACCUGAUUGCGCAUCAGAGGAUACAUACUGGAGAGAAACCUUAUGAAUGCAGUGACUGUGGAAAGUCUUUCCCUUCUAAGUCACAACUCCAGAUGCAUAAGCGAAUUCACACAGGAGAGAAACCCUAUAUAUGCACUGAAUGUGGAAAGGCCUUCACCAACAGGUCAAAUCUCAAUACUCACCAGAAAUCCCAUACUGGAGAGAAGUCUUAUAUAUGUGCUGAAUGUGGGAAGGCCUUUACUGACAGGUCAAAUUUCAAUAAACACCAGACAAUUCACACUGGAGAGAAACCCUAUGUCUGUGCUGAGUGUGGGAGGGCCUUCAUCCAGAAGUCAGAGUUAAUUACACAUCAGAGAAUUCAUACUACAGAGAAGCCUUAUAAAUGUCCUGACUGUGAGAAAUCCUUCUCCAAGAAACCACAUCUCAAAGUGCAUCAGCGAAUUCACACAGGAGAGAAACCAUAUAUAUGUGCAGAAUGUGGGAAAGCCUUCACUGAUAGAUCAAAUUUCAAUAAACACCAGACGAUUCACACUGGAGACAAACCCUAUAAAUGCAGCGACUGUGGAAAGGGCUUCACUCAGAAAUCAGUUCUUAGUAUGCAUCGCAAUAUUCAUACAUGAAAGAAACAUAUCCUGUUUCUUGAAAAUAAGAAAGCCUUAUCACAGAAGUCAGGUCUAAGUGUAUAUUAUAAAUCCAUCCAAGGCAGGUUCUGUAUGAAUACACUGUUUAAGAAAAAGGAUUUAUCAGGCUACCUCACCUGAGAUGAAAAAAUUAUUUGGAAGAGACCCUCUAAGAAAGCAUUGCAUGAGAAGGAAUCCCCAUGUUUGCUUGGCCUCAUAAAUUAUAAUAGAAUUCAUACUGGGAGAAAUGCUGUCAAUUUGAUGGCAUUAGGAAAAGCCUUCCUAUAGAAAGUAUUAUAAGGCAAAUGGUCACCAAAUUCUUUAUAAGAUGAAGGGUGCAAGAUUAUGUAAAUGAUGGUCCUGUUUAAUGUGUUAUAUUAAGCAAUUUAAAGUGAUGACAAAAUGAAAAGUGGAACAAGAUAGUAUAUUUGUUUGUAGACCUGCUCUCAGUUCUGUAAGGCAGUGUGUUUGGGCAGAACAUACUGCACAGUAAUAGGAAUAACUGAAUUGAACUUCUUUUUUUGAAUUCAAUAUAAUUGUGUAUCAAAUUUUCCUGCUGAAUACUCCUCUCACGCGAAUUCACAGUUUUGAAGUCAUUAUGGUUAUAUAUAUAUGUACACCUGCUGAUAUAAUUUCACAUGAACACAUAAAUAUAAUCCUAUCACUCAUAGUGGUUUCCAUGACAUGGUAUUUUUAUCUGCUUACCUUGUGGUACAGUACAAAAUAGCCAUAGAUUCCUGCCAUCAUUUUCUGAUCACCCUCUUGAAAUGUUAUUUGGUUGUUUCUCUUACUAAGAGGUAGAGUCUUUCUGUCCUCUUUGACUCUGAGUUAGGCCAGUGUACCUUAGCCAAGAGAUUCCAAACGAGUCUGGAGAAGUGUGAAAAGCCUGCCUUGAAGUUUACCCUCUCCUGCUGCUCUUUGGAAUUAUGAGACCUUCAUGUAAAGAAACUCACAUUACCCAACUAUGGGAUGAAAAACCAUAUGGAGCAAAGAUGAGGCAACCUGGCUGAGGCCCCUUAAACCAAUUGCACUUAGGAAUGAGGCCUUCCUUGACCCCCAGCACUGGCUAAGCCAGCCCAGCCCAGAAGAAUCACACCAGUUAUCCCAACCAACUUGGAGAAAUGUGAGAUAAAUAAAAUGAUUAUUGUUUUAAGCUACUAAAUUUGCUGAGUAAUACCUUAAAAUGUAUGCAUGUGGGGGGUGUUGUAUCAAAACAUAAAUGGUGGCAUUGGCAUUGGGCCUGGACAGUAGGUGGAGACUGGAAAAACAGAGGAUUACUCUUAAGAACAGCUGGAAAAGAUGGCAACCCAGGUUAUUUUGUGAGGAAGAAAAUAGCAAGACAGUCACCGUGAUCUGUGGGAAGAUAAUGUACUAAGUGAACUUAUGGAACAGGCUAAGGGGAAUUCCAGAGGAAUGUUAGAUGUGCCGUUUUGCUGCUUUUAGAUGCAUGUGAUAAGGUACAGAAAAUGAAACAUAAACGAAAGUCAAACCUGUGCCAUUUGCAAGCUGAAUUCAAAAGAACAAAAAUGCCGGGAUUUGAUAGGGUGGAAAAUAAAUGUUUCACAUUUCCAGUCUUUCCAGCAAUCAGAAAUAUUUUCAAAGUGAAAAAUGGCCUCUGGAGUAAAGAUCAAAUCACUGUGGGGCUAUAGGACCCUUUGUUAAAAUGCCUGAAAUAUUUAAGUUGUUGCUUGGGAAAAGCUAAGUGGCUUCUAGAAACUUUUUGACAUUAUCCCAGUAGCCUGACACUGCUCAAAGUAGAGAGUGACCUGUCUUAUAAAGAAUUGUCAAUGUGGCGUUUGUGGCUUGGAGUAGAUACAAACCAGAUUCAUACAAAACCUGUAAAGUUUUUAACAGUUUUUACUAGUGAAAAAAAUUACCUGCACGUUGGACUUAAAAGGGCUGAAAUAAUUGAAAAUGAAAAAUGGCCUCUAAACUCUCCUUUCUAACUUCUGUGAACAGAAAGCAAGUUGAGAAAGUUUCUCAGCUGCAAACACUGGCCAUUUCUUAUGGGAAAAGAAGGACGUCUCAGAAAGAAGACCAAGAACAACUAGUCAUUAAAAUGGAUUGUGGAGCCAUUUCCAGGUAGAACUGUGACCUAUUAUAUAUUAUCUGCCCUAGGAGCAGGGAGAGCUGACAGCAUUUGUUCUAUGGGAUUUCAAAAUUGUUACGGAACAGUGACUUAUAUGUGUGUCUUCUUCCUCCUGCUUUUCAAUGGGGGUAUUACAGUUAUUUUGUCUUCUCUCCCCAGUGUGUGUGUGUGUGUGUCUGUGUGUCUGUGUGUCUGUGUGUGUGUGUGUGUUGUGGUGGGGGUGUCAUGUAACUUGUCACUUAGCUCACAGUUCUCUGGAUCAAGAAACUCUGAAACUGUACCCAAGGAACAUCAGCCAUGUCUGAACCUGAUACAGAAGACUUGAGGUUCUGGAUUUAAACUUGUUGACAUAAUUUGGGAUGAGACAUUUGUAGGUCUUAUAAUGGGGGUGAACAUAUUUGCAUGAUGUGGUUACGUAAAUAAUUUAUGAUCAGAAAAUUGAUUAUAUUGCAUAGAGAAAUGUUACAUAUUUCUCCCAUCCCUUUUCAAUCUUUAUUUCUAUUUGUAUUUCAAACCCAACCUCAAGUUCACUGAUCCUUACGCCCCACCCUGGCUCUGUUAGGUCUACCUUUGCACCUGUUGGAGGCAUUCUUCACUUCAGAUUAUUUUUUAUUUUUGGUAUUUACACUUGACCCUUCCGGUUUUCAUUUUUCUCCUGAAAUUCCCCCCAUUGUUUCAAGCCUAUUGUUCACAUUUUCCACUGCACCCUUUGAAUGAAUCAGUGUUAUUUUAAGUUCCCUGUAUGAUAGUUAACAACAUCUAGGUCAGCUGAAUCUGGGUCUGUUGAUUGCGUUGUCUCUUGACAAUGGAUUGUUUUCUCUUGCUGUUUACAUCUAAUUUUUGGCAGAAUAUCAGAUUUUGUAUGUAGGACAGGAGAAACUGAGGUAAAUAUUCCUGGAAAUAGACGUGGCUGAUCUGAUAGGUCACUGAUGUGGGGCACUGAGUCUAUCUAGUUAGGAUUUGGACUGAGUUUGGGCUUUGUUGUUGCUAUGGUUACCCUCCGUGUCCACUACACUUCAAAUUUCUCUAGUAAUUGUUCUGGUUUGCAGAGAAUUUGUCUCACUGUUCCUGCAUAUCGCCCUUGCCUCUAGGCCUUUCCUGGGUGCCUGCCUCCCAGGGAGGACUCUUUCCAUAGUAGUAGACUGCUGUGACUGGGUCUUAGUGACCUGAUGAGUGGAGGCAGGAGUUUUAGGUUUUAGGGAGAUCCUAUAUCCCUGGGUGCUGAGAGGGAGGCUUUUACAGUGCUCUUGUCUCUCCCACACUGGCAGAAGGCUCUUAAUGGUCUGGGUCCAUGACAGUUUCCUGUCCUUCCCCCAUGAAUAGAAGAUUUUUUCCUUUUCCCUUCCUUUAGCCACAGUGAAUCUUUACCUGUGUUGGGGCAGGGUGGGGGAAGCGGGCUCAGUAGCCUUUGCCACAUUUCCCCUAGUAGUUUGAGGCUUUUGUUCUGUGAGGGGGUAGGGUCCCACUCACCUGCCCCCUUCAGACCUAUACCUUUAAGAGAGGCUUCCUUCAGUUUCCUGACUUUCUCCCAGUGUUUCUUGUGAGCACCCUGUCUCUCAAGGUAUUUAGAGAAGAGCCUGCAAGUGGGAACCAACUACUCUGAGGUCUCUAUCUCUUGGGGGCUCUAUAGUCUCACAAUAUCACAUAGUCAGCCUUUAGAAGUUCAUUAAAAAUUCUUGCUGAAUUCUUACUGCUGGUAUGGUGAGCCCAUCUUCCCGCUCUGCCAGAGGUGACCCAGUGCUAGCUUCCUAUCUCCUUUGAGGCACUUGCCGCAUGUAUCAAACUAGUUGGUUGCCCUGCGAUCUCUGAUGGGUUCAAAAAAUGUUUAUGAUUUUGUAGAUUACCCAGAUUUUUUCUUGUUAUAAGAAUAAGAGCUAUGUUCUUUCCAGAUAUCUACACCUAGACAGAAGCCAAAAGUUUGGAUGGUCUCCUUUGGCUGCUGCCAUCAGAAUAUAUGCCCACUUUCAAUGUGACUUUGCCACUUCACUAAUCAAGAAGUAGAGUCCAUUUCUCCAACCCUUGAAACGGGAUUUGGCUCUUUCUUUAACUGAUGGGACGUUAGCAAAUAUGACAGGAGCAGAGACUUGAGAAGUGCUUUACCCAUUCUUUCUGCUCCUGCUGUGUAAAAAAUCCUAACGUGUAUCCUAAUGUGUAAAAAAAUCCUGUGUUGUGCUAACAUAUGAUAAGAGACUACAUGGAACAAUGAUGAAGCAGAAUCAUCCCAGUUGAAGCAUACCCUAGACCCACCAGAUUUUCAACUGUCAGAUGUGAAUGAAGCCAUCGUAGUCAUCCAACCCUGGUCAAGCCAACCGUGGCCAGCAGUAUUUAGCAAUACACCAGCCCCAACUAGAACAGCUCUCCCAUUGGUUGCAUUCACCCAGACAACUCAAUUAUGGAUUUAAAAAAUGUUUAUUGAUUUAUUCCUCUAAAAUUUGGGUGCCGUGUUACCCAGAAAGAAUUAACUAACACAUUUAUUCACUGAAUUUACUCCUCUACUAUUCAUCCCCAACAGGUAACCAAUAGAGUUGCCCUUCAGGGUCAUUGGUUCCAGGAUGACCAUAGAUAACAAAAUCUGUGACACACAAGUCCCUUAUAUAAAGUGGUAUAAUAUUUGUGUAUAACUUACACACAUCCUCCCAUGUACUGUAAAUUACCUCUAGAUUAUAAUACCUAAUACAAUGUAAAUUCUAUGUAAAUAGUUGUUGUACUGUGUUUAGGGAAUAACAAGAAAAAAGCUUGUGCAUGUUCAAAGAUAUAACCAUCACAGGCCUAACGACACAGUAUUUGUUUUCAAUCAGCAGUUGGUUGAAUCUGUCGUUUCAAAAUCUGCAGAUACAGAGGGCAACUGUACUGAUCAACUAUUAUGAACACUUUCACGCUUUACUCUGUGCUUAUAAGUAUAUAUAGGCAUGCAUAUAUUACAAUGCUUGUAAUCAUAUAGAAGCUCCAUAGAAUUUUCUUCUUUAAUAUCCAAGUAUGGGAUCAUGUCAUACAACCAUCUCUGCAUCUUGCUUUAUUACUCAACAAUAACUUGAAUAACUGCAUGAUAGUGCCUAGGAUGGAUAGACAAUAAUUUAGUUAGCCAUUUGCAUAUUAAAAUUUAUUCACGUACCCCUCAAGGUUUUUGUCAUUGGGAGCAAUGCUGUUAAAAAUAUUACAAAACAAUGUGCAUAAUGAUUAAGUAGAUAUUUUCAAGAACCAGUGUGUUGGGGUGUAAAUCCUGGUUCUGUCAGUCACUAGCCAUGUAACCUUGGGUAGGUUAGUUAACCUCUGACCCAGUUUCUUCAGCUGUGAACACACUAGGGCCUAGCUCAUAGAUUUGGCAUGAAAAAUGUAUGAGCUGCCUGGGGCUGAGUAAAUGAGUGGCUUAAAGCAACAGAAAUAUAUUGGCUCACCCUUCUGGAGGCAAGAGGUCUGAGGUCAAAUCGUGAGCAGGGCCACAUGCCCUCUGAAGGCACUAGAAAGGAAACUAUUCCAUUCCUCUCCUAGUUUCUGGUAGCCUCAGGGAUUCCUUGCCUUGUAGAUAGAGGCGUUACUCCAGUCACAGGAUUUUUUUUUCUCGCUUGUGUCUUCACAUUGUAUUCCCGCUGCAUGUUUAUCUGUAUCCAAAAUGCCCCUUUUUAUAAGGACACUAGUCACAUUGGAUUAGGCACACCCAAGUGGCCCAUUUUAACUUGGUUAUGUCUGCAAAGACUAUUUCCAAAUAAGUUCCCAUUCUGAGGUACUGAGGCUUAGGAUUUCAACCUAUCUCUUUGCAGAUAUGAAGGAAAUCUAUGCAUAUUUCCAUGUAAGCACUCAGAAUUAUGCAUAAAGAGAAGUUCUUGAUGAAUAUUAGAUACACCCCCACUUCCUGAGCAUUCCAAGGUCCCCCUGUGCUGGGGUGGAAUUUGAGAGCUUGUCUUUGAUAUCUUAGUUUCAUCCAACUGCCUAAAAUAAAGGAAUGAAGUAACUGGAAAAGCAAGUCCAGGGUCAAGGCUUGAUAUAUCAACAUUUGAGGACCAAGUUAAGAAGAUUUUAUCUAUAGAGAACAGUGGGAUGGAGAAGCCAGAGAGGUAAAAACAUACCAAGUAAGCAAGGGGCUCAUAGAAGACAGAGCUUCCAAUUUCCCAAAGAGGAAACUCCUGGGAAAUAGACUCCUUCUAGAAGUCAGUUCAUAUGAGGAUGGGAAAAUCGGUCUUGAAUUUUGUGAGGAGGUCAUUGGUGACUCUGGUGAGUGUAAAUCUGAAGGAAUUUCUGAACUCAGAUAAUGUUACUUCACCACAAAACUUUUCCAAUAGUAAGUAUAAUAGCUCAUCGGGCUCUCUUGCGCUAUUGUAUGGAUUAUACUGAGAAAUACAUUUUCAAGAGUCCUGUUUGACUCCGGGUUACAGGUGACCAAAAGUAGAAAUUGCAUGAGAUUUGAGGGUCAAAGUAAAGGUGCAACCGUGACGCUAAAGGUUUAAGACUAGAUACGAUGAAGGGCGGACACAGGCACCCGGAGGUUGCGGUUCUUCCUCCCUCUCCUCCAUGCUUUAUUCAGCCCUUUUUUGCAUCUCCCUGCCCAGCUGCUCAGUGACCACCUGAGGCUAAGCUGCAGGCUCACAAGGCAACAGCUCUUCUAGACUCUCCAUCAGCUCCCCUGGCCUAGUCUCACCUCAGCAGCUGGGUGUGACUGGCUACUCAGGUUUCUGGGAGAAUGACUUUUGUCCCCAUGCCAGUAUAUCAAAGGGGAUAGUCUAGUGACUUCUGCAGUCUGUCAAGUCUUUCCAUGUCUUCACUUCCCUGGCUCCUCCGAUAAUUGUACAUGGUCUAAUGAAUAUAAAAAGUUCCUUUUUCUAUAAUACCCAUAGUGAAUAUACUUCCUGGCUUGAACCCUAAUUGUUACAUUACAUUUUCUUUUCCUGAGAAAUUGGUAAACUUUGCUCUUCUAAAAUCGAGUCCUUCCAUUGAGAAAUCUUAGACUAAUCUGCUCUUAUUUCUUGUGCCUUCCUUGUAAUUCUUUUUUAAAAAGAUUUAUUUAUUUAUGCAUACAAAAGCUGGGGCACAGGCCAGAGGUCUGGGGGGGUGAGAGGAUUCACCAGAGACAGAGUGGGGAACAGAACAGGCAGAUUGACCGAAGUACACUGCUGAGGGGAGCAGUGGGCGAGUCAGAAGAGGUCUGCUGCGCCAUGUGGGUAGCUCCCUGGCAGGGCCGGGGAUCAAACUCAUGCUGCAGAGGCUGCGGAAAGCUUCAUAGGUUGCGCCUUAACCCCUUGCACCACCAGGGAGGUCCCAUGUAAUUCUUUUUUAUGCUUGAAGUUAGAGCUCUUGUUUUAAUUGGCUGCUUUCUUUCAGCAUAAGUAUUUUUGUGAUUCAUUUGUGUUGUUACAUGUAUCUAUAUCCAUUUAUUUUUAUUGCUAAGCGGUAUUUCAUUGUAUAGAUACACCAAAUUUAUUCAUUCAUGUAGAAUGAAUUGGUAGAAAUAUGUGUUGUUUCUUGUUUAUGGAUAUGAAAAAUAAAACAAUGUGAGCAUUUGUGUA